Messenger RNA from Paramecium tetraurelia, 1437 nucleotides. RefSeq lists its product as uncharacterized. The record is from RefSeq and is a predicted model, not a curated record. NCBI's taxonomy places the organism in Eukaryota, Ciliophora, Oligohymenophorea, Peniculida, Parameciidae. The transcript has 4 exons.
AUGAAUUAAGGGGAAUCAAAUGAUUUGUUGUCAUUUAAAAGAGAGAAGUUUAGAGUAUAGAUAAGACACCAAAAACUAACAGAGGAGUUUAAGAAAAAAAGACGGUUCUAUAAUUAUGAAUAAACAAAAAAUGAUUUUCUACAUAAAGUUUGCGAUGAACUAGUCAAUUAUCAAUUUAGAGAGUAGUUAAUUGAGGAAGACCUUAAUAAUAUUAAGUUAUUACUAAAUGUGCUCUAAAAAGCCUUUGAAGAUGAGUAAAAUGUUGAUUAUUGGGUGACUGAAAAUAUAGUAAAAAAAUUUAGAUUCCUUAUAAAUCUAUCAAAAAUGGAUAAUGAGUUUCAAGAAAUAAAUGCAACGUUAAUUCAAAGUGUUUUCUAUUAUCUAAACAGAGAAGAUUAUUAAAAGUUUGCAGAAUUAGAUGAUAUCCAAUUUUUGUAAUACUUAUAAAAUAAUAUAAAAGAAGAGGUAUUUGAAAUAUUCCCUUAAACUUUAAAUUGCAUCUAUUUUCUAGCCUAAGAAAAGCAGACUUAUAGAGAUUUACUAAUCUAAAAUAAUUUUGAAUUUCUAUCUUAAUUAAUGGUGCUUGAUCCUAAUAGACAAUUUUCUGAAGUUAUCUUAGCCUUAAUAGGUUCAGCCUUUACUUUUUGUUUGGAAAUCAAUAUUGACAAAAUUAAAUCAAUUAAGGAAUACGUAAUAAAGUCUUACUUUGAUGAAAAUUAAGCCAUAAGGAGAUUAGCCUUGGAAAUUCUUGAGGAAAUCCCUUCAAAAUUAUCAUUUGAAAAUAAUUAUACCUACGCAAAUGAAAUAAUCUCUUCUCCAAUGUUCUUAAAACUCUAUGACACAGCUUUAAGAACAAGUUAUGAUUUUUUAGCUUUGAAAGUUGUGAUUAUUUAUUAUGGAAUUAGUGAUUAGUUAUUUGAGAAGGAGUUUGUUAUCUAUAAGAAAGUAAUCAACUCAAAUUUUCAAUCACAAGAUCUUAAUAAAGCUUUGAGAAUCUAAUUAUUUUGGGCUAUUUCCAAUAAAAUUCAGAACAAGGAAUUCCUACUUUAAUUAUUAGACUCUUAAUUGCUAGAUUAGAUUUUUGGACAGACUUCCGAAUUCUCAGAUAAUGAGGCUCUUGAAUUCUCGUAUGUGAUUUUGAAUUUCUCUAUUUUGUGUAACGAAGAAUAAUUAUCAAAAUUAAUUAGAAUAGGAUUGUUAACUAUAUGCAAUCAUUUGUUUUCUAUGGAAGCACGAUCAACAAAGAUCGAAGAACAUACUGUUAAAACAUUACUUAAUAUUUUGCAUAAGCUAUUUGAUUCUUAAGAUGUUAACAAUGAGUUAAUUAUACCAUUUUCAGCAGUAGUAAAAAUGAUUGAAAUGAGUGGAAUUGUUAAUAAAGUGAAGGAGAGUCAGAUUGAUGAUAAAUUAAUCUAAGAUUUUGAUGUGUAUUUUUGA